AUGUUCGUAUAUUGUUCUUAUAAUGACGUUCUUAUAAUACGUCUUCUCAUAAUUAAUGUUCGUAUAUUAUGUCUUCUUAUAAUGACUGUUCUUAUAAUACGUCUUCUCAUAAUUAAUGUUCGUAUAUUAUGUCUUCUUAUAAUGACUGUUCUUAUAAUACGUCUUCUUAUAAUUAAUGUUCGUAUAUUAUGUCUUCUUAUAAUGACUGUUCUUAUAAUACGUCUUCUCAUAAUUAAUGUUCGUAUAUUAUGUCUUCUUUUUAUAAUGACUGUUCUUAUAAUACGUCUUCUUAUAAUUAAUGUUCGUAUAUUAUGUCUUCUUAUAAUGACUGUUCUUAUAAUACGUCUUCUCAUAAUUAAUGUUCGUAUAUUAUGUCUUCUUAUAAUGACUGUUCUUAUAAUACGUCUUCUCAUAAUUAAUGUUCGUAUAUUAUGUCUUCUUAUAAUGACUGUUCUUAUUUUUUGUCUUCUUAUAAUUAAUGUUCGUAUAUUAUGUCUUCUUAUAAUGACUGUUCUUAUAAUACGUCUUCUUAUAAUUAAUGUUCGUAUAUUAUGUCUUCUUAUAAUGACUGUUCUUAUAAUACGUCUUCUUAUAAUUAAUGUUCGUAUAUUAUGUCUUCUUAUAAUGACUGUUCUUAUAAUACGUCUUCUCAUAAUUAAUGUUCGUAUAUUAUGUCUUCUUAUAAUGACUGUUCUUAUAAUACGUCUUCUCAUAAUUAAUGUUCGUAUAUUAUGUCUUCUUAUAAUGACUGUUCUUAUAAUACGUCUUCUCAUAAUUAAUGUUCGUAUAUUAUGUCUUCUUAUAAUGACUGUUCUUAUAAUACGUCUUCUUCAUAAUUAA
Molecule: messenger RNA, 840 nt
Organism: Acanthosepion pharaonis
Lineage: Eukaryota; Metazoa; Mollusca; Cephalopoda; Sepiida; Sepiidae
Source: the annotation of a GenBank genome assembly